This is a messenger RNA of Rattus rattus (black rat), 498 nucleotides long. It is a transcript of the gene Tmem210, whose product is annotated as transmembrane protein 210. The record is from RefSeq and is a predicted model, not a curated record. Lineage: Eukaryota; Metazoa; Chordata; Mammalia; Rodentia; Muridae. Bases 1 to 498 code for a protein of 165 amino acids. The transcript has 4 exons.
AUGGACUCCUGCCCAGCUGGCCCCCUUGGCCUGAUAUGUCUGUCCCUUGUGCUCAUACCUGCUUCAGCUGGAACCUACUGUGAAUGCAGCCUCGGUCUCAGCCGUGAGGCCCUUAUUGCCCUCAUUGUGGUGCUGGCUGGUAUCAGUGCCAGCUGCUUCUGUGCCCUCGUUGUUGUGGCGCUUGGUGUCUUUCGGGCCAAGGAUGACACGUGCCCUGGACACUCGGAAAACAGGUUGGAGGAGCCCUAUGGGGUCCAGGAAGAUCAAAUAGACCUGCACACGGUGCACGUGGAGUCCCACCUCAUGGACCCUGAUCUGGAGGUAUCCAUGAUGCAGUCCUUGGAGAACCAUACCCUCACGGCCAUGACUGCUCCUCUACAGCCCCUCCCCCCUCCCCCUCCCCCCCACCUCCAGUGUAGUGGAGAGCAGCUAGGCUGGAGAAUUAAACAGUAUUUAGUGAUUAUGUGCUGUCCUUCUUGCAGGUCCCUCAUGAGGUAA